Arabidopsis thaliana (thale cress) is the source of this 144-nucleotide messenger RNA. RefSeq lists its product as uncharacterized. The record is from RefSeq and is marked reviewed. NCBI's taxonomy places the organism in Eukaryota, Viridiplantae, Streptophyta, Magnoliopsida, Brassicales, Brassicaceae. The transcript has a single exon. The coding region runs from base 1 to 144 and encodes 47 amino acids.
AUGUGUCUGCUUUUAUGGAGCUAUCUAGUACACGGUGGCUCGUGUGAUUCCGACACGUUAAUUACGCGGUUCCUCGAGAUCGACGUGGCUUGUUGUCUGCUGAUGUCGGCUGUAGUACUUAUGGGCCUUUUGGUUGAAUUUUAA